UCGCCAUCGGAGCCCUCUGAUUGGUCCGCCUUGGUCCCGCCCCCAGCGGAAGCGUUCCCGGCGUUCCCCGCUGUCAAUCACAAGCAGUGCCUCCACUGAUUGGGCGAUGCCUCAUCUCCCGCCUUCCCAUUGGUUGAUGCAGCCUAGAGGCUCCGCCCCCUUGUGUCACCUUAUUUGUUGGCCGUCCCGCCCUCCCGCUCGUUUCCGCUUUCCAUUGGUAGCUCGCUGCGUCACUCACUCCAAAUCCCGACUCAUUACCGCCUUCCCAUUGGCCACACUCUUUCUUCCUUCCUAUUGGUCGCCAUGCUGUCAGUCAUCGUUUUACCGCCGCCUAUUGGAGGAACUGCGCGGGGCGGUGCCUUUCUCACUUCCCAUUGGCGCAGCGCGAAGGCAGGCUCUGCGCCGAUUGGUCGAAGCUCCGCUUAUUCCCGCCCCCUCCGUGAGGGCUUUGCGGAGCCGCUGUUUGUGCGCUCGGGGCCGCGCCGGGAGGCCCCGGAGGAUCACGGCAGGAGCCCAUCCCAGCCCGUCCCAGUCCAUCCCAGUCCGUCCCAGCUGUGCGGUGGCUCCGGGGCCAUGGCCACCCGCGGGGCCCAGCGGCCCAAUGGGCACUCGCAGCCCAGUAAGAUCUGCCAGUUCAAACUGGUGCUGCUGGGAGAGUCGGCCGUGGGCAAGUCCAGCCUGGUGCUGCGCUUCGUCAAGGGCCAGUUCCACGAGUACCAGGAGAGCACCAUCGGUGCGGCGUUCCUGACGCAGUCUGUGUGCCUGGAUGACACCACAGUCAAGUUUGAGAUCUGGGACACGGCGGGGCAGGAGCGCUACCACAGCCUGGCCCCCAUGUACUACCGGGGGGCCCAGGCUGCCAUUGUGGUCUAUGACAUCACCAACCAGGAGACGUUUGCCCGAGCCCGGGGCUGGGUGAAGGAGCUGCAGCGCCAGGCCAGCCCCAGCAUCGUCAUCGCCCUGGCCGGCAACAAGGCUGACCUGGCCAGCAAGAGGAUGGUGGAGUACGAGGAAGCCCAGGCCUACGCCGAUGACAACAGCCUGCUGUUCAUGGAGACCUCUGCCAAGACAGCCAUGAAUGUCAACGACCUGUUCCUGGCCAUUGCCAAGAAGCUGCCAAAGACGGAGCCGCAGAGCACGAGCGGGGCCGGGGGCCGGGGCCGGGGCGUGGACCUGAGCGAGCAGAGCCCGCAGGGCCGGGGCCAGUGCUGCAGCAACUGAGGGAUCCCAGGGGAUCCUGGGGGAUCACAGCCAGGAUUGGUCCCAGAUCCAGCCAGGAUGGAACCCAAAUCCAGCCAGGGUUGAUCCCAGGACCACAAUCAGUGCUGCAGCAACUGAGGGAUCCCAAGGGAUCCAGCCAGGAUCCAACAAGAUCGAGUUGGGAUCCAGCCCAAAUCCAGCCAGGAUCAAGAUGGUUUCAAGCCAGGAUCCAACAGGAUCAAGCUGGAUCCAGCCCAAGUCCAGCUGGGAUCAGGUUGAGGUCCAGCCCAAAUCCAGCAUCACCUGCAGGGCUGGGGCACAUGCUGCAACAACUGAGGGAUCCACCGGGAUCCAGCCAAGAUCCAGCCAGAUUCCUGUCUCAGUCCCAGCCAG
This is a messenger RNA of Cinclus cinclus, 1593 nucleotides long. RefSeq names its product RAB5B, member RAS oncogene family (gene RAB5B). The record is from RefSeq and is a predicted model, not a curated record. Lineage: Eukaryota; Metazoa; Chordata; Aves; Passeriformes; Cinclidae. The transcript has 6 exons. Bases 304 to 1221 code for a protein of 305 amino acids. Gene Ontology annotation, molecular function: GTP binding; GTPase activity.